Molecule: messenger RNA, 6045 nt
Organism: Portunus trituberculatus (swimming crab)
Lineage: Eukaryota; Metazoa; Arthropoda; Malacostraca; Decapoda; Portunidae
Gene: Oatp30B
Product: solute carrier organic anion transporter family member 3A1-like
Exons: 19
Coding region: 583-3927 (1114 amino acids)
Biological process (GO): sodium-independent organic anion transport; transmembrane transport
Cellular component (GO): membrane
Molecular function (GO): protein binding
Source: RefSeq, a predicted model, not a curated record
AUCAGCUGUUCAGUGUGCCGUCAGGGCUUGUGGGGUGAGGGUUAUAUGCGCCACGUCAUCCAAUGCGCAUAUGUGUUUAAUCCCCAUACACCCAGACGUGAGGAAGUGCCCGUGAGUUAUGAGUAAAUUCAGAGGUACGAAAACCUUGGGAAUUUAGAAACACUGCGGUACCGAAGGAAUACACCUGUAUUUCAAGACACGAAGGUGACCCGUGCUCCUUUGUUGACGGUCGUCCAGAGAAAAGAGAACCAGCACUCAGGCAAUGGUGCUGAGUGUACGCCUGUGAGAGCCGCCCCGCCCACGCCCACACCUGCACGCAGGGAGCAGUGAUGGCUGGUGGGUAGCAGCCUCCCGCCCAACCACCCUUAUCUUGACCCCCUCACCCUUCACACCCUAAGCCCUUACCAACCCCUCCUCCCUCCUCCCUCCUCCCACCUCCCUCCUCCCCACCCCAUCUGACUCAUCCCCGCCACACCUCCACCACCAACACUACUACAACCUCCGCCCCUCCUCUGCUCUCCCCAACACCCCUCCGCCGCCGCCACCACCACUACCGCCACUACCACCACCACCGCCGCUGUCAUGGCCUCCGGCAGAACUCCUGGCAUGGAGCAGGGCGACGCCUACCACCGCUCAGGCCUCUACAGCCACCACCACCACCACCACCACCUGCCCCAACAUCAUCACCACCACCUCCACCACCAGCACCUCGAGUUGGCGCCGAGACUCAGCACUAACAGCACCGCCUCCUGUUCCUCCACCACCACCACCAGCGUGCCGUCAGGCCCCCGCACAGCACGUAACAACAGCUCGUGCAGCACCACUAGUAACAGCGGGUGUGGCGGGGGAGGCGGGGUUGGCAUCGGUGGCUGUGGCAGGGCGAGGCACAGCAGCAGCAAUAGUCUCCGCGGCGGGUCCAGCAUCACGCGGAACAACAGCACCGCCAGUAACAGCAGCAGCACCCACAGCCUGUCCGGGAUCGUCGGGAUUGGAGAGACGGAGGCCUUAGCGGAAGCUCUGGCCGAGGAGGAGCCCCUGGAAAGCGAGCACUCCCUCAUGGAAGCCUCCACUGCCACCACCUCCACUGUUGACUCCACGGCGGAGUUAGUGAACAGUUCCCACGCCAUGACCCUCAGCACGGCGUCCACCACCACCGCCGCCACCACCACCACAACCACGGCCCUCCACGCGCCCCCCACCCUCACCAGCCCCACCUCCCCCUCCACUCCGUCCACCGGCGCCCCGCAGGUGGACUCCAAUGACUGCGGUCUCUUCUCCUUCAGGCCGGGAUUCCUGCAGAGGCUAGCAAACAUCAAGAUCUUUGUGUUCCUGCUGUCAGUGCUAGUGACGGUGCAGCAAGCCCUUGCCUCAGGAUAUCUCAACUCUGUCAUCACCACCAUUGAGAAGCGCUAUGAGAUUCCUUCCUCCCUUACUGGUGUCAUCUCCUCCAUGUAUGAGAUUGGCAAUGUCAUCACUGUGAUCUUUGUCUCCUAUCUGGGAUCCAAGAGGCGAAUACCUGUGUGGAUAGGAGUAGGGUGCUGUGUGAUGGGCAUUGGCUCCAUGAUGUUUGUGAUGCCUCAGCUCAUCUCUGAUCGCUGGUCCAUUGAGCUGGAGACCAUCAACAACACCGACUCCAGCACCAACAUUUGCCGCAAUGCUCGGGUGCGCGAUGACACCUCAGAGCGGCUCACUGAGUAUGGCUUUGGAACUCUGCCUGACCUCUCGAAGGGCGUUCCGCUUGGGUCGCACAACAGCAUCCAAUAUGGGAAGCCAGACAACUGCAUUAAGGGUUCUCGCAGCAAUGUGAUGCCCGUGAUGUUCUUCAUGGUGGCUCAGUUGCUGCUUGGUGCUGGUGGUUCCCCACUUUUCACCCUUGGCACCACCUACAUUGAUGACCAUGUGAAGAGAGAGAGCUCCUCCAUGUACAUAGGUAUUAUUUACACCAUGGUUGCCUUUGGACCUGUGUUGGGCUUCCUGUUGGGAGCGUACCUCAUCUCAUACUAUGUGGAUGCCCUUUUUGUGGACACAUCAAUAAUGCAAGCAGAUCACAAACACCCACGCUGGAUUGGGAUGUGGUGGGGUGGCUUCCUCCUGUGUGGACUCCUACUUAUCUUCAUAUCCAUACCCUUCUUCAUGUUCCCAAAGACUCUGAAGAAAGAAAAAGAGAAGAUGAGGAUAGAAGAAAAAACCAAGGAGUUCCACAAGGGACACCGCCGCACCAAGUCACAGACCUCCACGUGCUCCCGCCACUCCACUCUCUCCACCAAGCGAGUGUAUGGCAAAGAUGUGCGAGACAUUCCUCUGUCGAUGCUGAAGCUGCUGGUGAACCCCAUUUAUGUCAUGACCUGUCUGGGCGCCUGCAUGGAGCUCAUGAUUGUCUCCGGUUUCAUUGUGUUCCUGCCCAAGUAUCUCGAGACUCAGUUCUUCCUCUCCAACGUCCAGGCAUCCAUCUUCACCGGUGGCAUAGCCAUUCCUGGUGCUUGCAUUGGUAUCUUCCUUGGAGGUUAUCUGCUGAAGCGCUUCAGCUUGCGUCCCAAGGGUGCCAUACAGAUGGUGAUGGUCUUCAACCUUAUUGGGCUCAGCUUUUAUGGGCUCCUCUUUGUGCUGGGCUGUGACAAUGUGAAGAUGGCUGGCACCACCUCUCCAUACUUCAACACGUCAAUGGCCCACUCAAUGUCCAACGGUGCUGGUCGACUGGAUGGUGGUGGCUCCUUCCAGGUGAACCUAACAGCUUGGUGCAACACUGGCUGCUCCUGCUCCUCAUCUCUGGUAGAGCCUGUCUGUGGCAACAAUGGACUCACCUACUUUUCCCCGUGCCACGCUGGGUGCUCCUCUUACUCUCCAAAGUCAAAAUUCUCAAACUGUACUUGCAUACUUGGAGAAGGAAAUCAGUCUUCCCCAUUCCCAUCAACUUCAUCUUCCCCAAUUACUGCGAGUGGAUUCUCAGAAGUGACGGUGGUUCCUGUAGCGACAGCCGGGCCGUGUUACAUCCCCUGUAACACUAUCAUGCCCUUCAUGAUCCUCCUGUUCUUCAUGUGCACAGUUGUUGCCAUCAGCCAAAUGCCACUCCUUAUGAUUGUGUUAAGAUCUGUGGAUGAAGAAGAGAGGUCCUUUGCCCUUGGAGUGCAGUUUGUCAUCUUCAGACUGAUUGCCUACAUCCCGGCACCCAUCAUGUUUGGCUCGGUGAUUGACUCGACUUGUCUCCUGUGGAAGAGUUCUUGUGGAGAAAAAGGAGGGAGGUGCCUCAUAUAUGACAUUGAGGCAUUCAGAUUUAGAUAUGUUGGAAUCUGUACUGCCAUCAAGAUCAUCUCAGCUGCCAUAUUUGUGUUUGAUUGGCUCCUGAUCCGCUGGAAGUACAAGCUGGACAUGGAAGGAACCAUGACGGUUGGUGACAUAGUGAACUCCCUCAUGUCGGUGGACAAGGAUGAGGAUGAACCGCUGGAUGACCUGGAGGAGAGCGUGUGGCUGCCCAGCCUUCAGGGAACCCAACAAGCUUCCUCAGGUGUCACCUCUCAGUCUACCUCAGCUCCCACCACUGCCUCCACCACUGCUGCUGCUGCCGCCCACCACCACUACCACCACCGCCGCAAUGGUUCUCUCAUCAGCCGGCCACAGAUACCCACCCAUAGCUCAGGCCACAAGAGGUCUCAGUCAGGGUCAUACAUCCCCUCACGACCAUGGGCAGGUCUCUAUCAGCACCGAAGGUCCCACUCCAGCUCAGGAUACCAGCACAUCCCAGCACCGCCCGGCCCAGCACCCCAAGGCAUCCUCACCACCCAGCCCGGCCACCAGCGCCGGGCCAGCUCAGGUCAGCAGGUCACCUUCCGAGGACUGGCUGAAGACCCCAGCGACCUGACGGGAGUGAGGGUUGUGGUCCAGGGCAAUGUAGGUCUUGCUGAUGAAGAGGAUAUGGCCAUCAAAGUUUAAAAAGAAUAUAUAUUAGAUUCUCUAUUUACACUUGUAUUUAAUUGUGUAUUGUUUUGAAUUCGUGUUUGAGAAGAAUUAUUUUAUUCUGCUGAACUUAUUUUGUAUACUUAUGUAUAUAUUGCCUACACUGGUUAACAGACAGCGUAUUUAUUGAUAUGGUAAGCACUUGAAGCAAACUUUUUCUCAUGUUACUUGUUACUCCAAACUUUCAUGAGCUCCAUUUGACUGAUGUGGAGACCAUAGCCUAGAUCCAUAUCUUUAGCUCUUAAAUGCUUCCAUGCAGCCUAGUGGGGAUUUCCCAGGGUUAUGUUUUCCUGAUCUCAGCCUUGUGAGCUUAUUCCCCUCUUGAAGAUCACAACAACAGAAAACCUCGGGUAAGCACUAGUUUAUUACUGGCUUACUGUUCAUGUGCAUAGUACUUCACUUAUGCAGACUUCAAUUAACUGUUGUUUGCUUCCUUUAUUAAACAUAUAUUUGCCAAUAUUUGAGAUACAAUGUAACAUGAAAGGACAAUAAUUGUAUGUAAUUGCAGUAUAGGAGUUGUAAAUCUAAACUAUGUAAUUGUAUGAUGAAUGGCUGAUGCUGUGAGACUAAUAGAAGAAACUAAUAAAAAGCUAUUCUUGUUUUCAGCUUUUGUUGGAAAGUGUACAUAAGUACACCAGGUUGUUUAUUGUACAUAAACACUUAGAUUAUAGAUGUAUUGUGACAACUAAGUGCCUAAAGUAGCAUGCCACUGGUACCAGCUAUGCUGAAUCAUUCUUGUGCUCAACUAAGCUUUAGUCAAAGUGAAUGUUUGGGUACUUACGGCAGGCAAAAACUGCACAAGCAGAAAUAUACACAUAUUUUUAUUGCAUUUAUCAUUGUAAUUAUUAUAAUUUAGUAUUUGAGCAUCAGCAAUACAACUUUUUUUUUGCCAAGAACCUGAUAAAAUUAAAUUGAAUAAGCAUACAUUUUCAUAUGAAUGUGAAAUUGUGUAAGAUGUUGAUACUUAUAGAUGUUACUUUACCCAACAAAAAGGAUGAUCAAAUAGAUGUGUGGUUAGGAGACAUUAAUGGCUUUGGAAGUAAUAAUGGAGGCCCAACACCAGCAUGAGUGUGAAUUAUAUGUAGAAGUAAAUAGGGAGAAACACUCACUAUUUUCUGUUUGGCCAUUUAUGUACUUACUAUGACUGAAAUAUCUAACAUUACAGAAUAGGAUCAGAUUCAUAUCACAUCCCUAUUUAAGAAUAUAUCCAACAAGGAUAAGCUGUCAGAGCUUGAGAAUAUCAUAUCACCUAUCAUAUCAUAUUGUAUAUGGUGAAAAAAAAUUCUCAUUCCUUAUUCCAUUUCACACUCGCAUGAAGGUGACAGAGGCACCUCAAGGAAAGCGGAGGGAACAAAUACAGAGAAAAGACAGGACCAGAUGAAUAUAUACUGAACCCUCACACACACACACACACACACACACACACACACACACACACACACACACACACACACACACACACACACACACACACACACACACACACACACACACACACACACACACACACACACUAUUGAGUCAGGUAACCCAAGUCAUUAAUGAAUGUUUCUAAGGCAAAUCCACUAAAAUAUUUGGUGACAAAUAUUUGAUAAUGAGAAAGCUGCGUUGUGAUUGUGAAUGAGAUGAGAAAGAAAUGUAGUAUUUGAGGUGAAAACGGUGUUAAGUCCUUGAUGUGUGUGGCUCAGUGUUAUUUGAACAUUCAUCUUAACUGAGGUCAAUAAAAUAUGUGAUGGGUUUGAAAACUUGUUACAUGUGAUAUUUUAUUGAUGUUAGUUUACAAGGUAACAUACAGUGUAAUGACAGCAUGUAUUAAGAGCUCCCUGUGUCUGGAAAAAUACAAAAGAAGCAUGGAAGCCUGAGGUGUUGCACUGUGUGUUUCUGGAUAUGUAUUGUGUCAAAGCUACAAGUGUUCUGAGUGGAGGGAGAAGGAAAUGAUAUAGGGUAAUAUUUAAAUGAUUGUUUUUGGUUCAACACUUUUGGCAUAACAUUUACUUAUUCAUUAAUGUGGAUGUCAUAUUAUAUAAUAGGUAAGACUACAAACAUUCAAAUUAUUUUUGUAGACUGGAUGUAAUUACAAUUUGACAAAAAUUA